AUGGUUAACAGUCAAUAUCGUAUACAGAUCAACGACGUGAACGGAGGUUCUGCAUCAGAGGUCAGAAUUGCCUCGUCCGAGAGUACUGAGGAGGAACUUGAUGCCUUUUACGACGACAUCGAACAGGCACUAAAACAAUGCAAGUCAACAGACAUCACAAUCAUUCAAGGAGACUUCAACGCUAAAGUUGGGGAAAGCCUGAAGAGCAGAUAUGAAGCACUUCAAGGCGAACCAGAAGUUGAUUGGAACAGCUUGAAAGAGUGUCUCAUCACAGCAGAAAAUGAAACCUUGCCUGUAAAGAAGCAAGAUCAGAAGAGCAAGACAGCUGAGAUUCUAGAACUUAUGGAAACGAGAAGAAAGGCAAAGGUCAACAACGAGACCGAAUACAAACUCACAUAUAAAGAGAUAAAGAAGAAGUGCAAUGAAGUAAAGGAGAAACAACUUGAAGGGCCACCUAUCUUACAAGAUGAGGUGCGUUAUGUCUUAAAGAAGAUGAAGCAUGGCCAAGCACCAGGGCCGGACAAGGUUACCAUCGAGAUGUUUGAUGCUCUGGAAGAAUACGGGAUUGACCUGAUUACAACAUUGAUCAACAACAUCUAUGAUACAGGACACAUACCAUCAGAUUUACUAAAAUCAAAUUUUAUAGCUCUUCCGAAGAAGGCAGGAGCCAUCGAGUGUGGACUGCAUAGAACUAUAAAUCAAAUAAGCCAUCUUACCAAAGUACUACUACGAAUUGUGAUGCUAAGAGCCAGGAAGAUCAAGCCGGAAAUAGCCGAAGAGCAGUGUGGCUUUGUUGAAGGCAAGGGAACAACAAAUGCCUUAUACAUAUUGAGGACAUUAUCAGAAAGAGCCUUAGAGGUACAACAAGACCUGUAUCUAUGCUUCAUUGAUUACACCAAGGCCUUGGAUAUAGUGAAUCAUGAAACCAUAAUGAAGAUCCUCGAAGACAUUAACCUUAAUGGGAAAGAUCUUAGAAUUAUACAGAACAUCGAAAUCAUCAUGCGAAACAUCGAAGGCAUGCCAGGUGCCAUGGUCGGAGGGCAGAACAUCAAUAACCUGAGAUACGCUGAUGACACAGUAUUGAUUGUAGGCAACGAAGAAGACCUACAGAGCCUGGUUAACACCAUCAACGAAGAGAGUGAAAAAUGGGACCAGGAUUAA
Molecule: messenger RNA, 1161 nt
Organism: Penaeus indicus
Lineage: Eukaryota; Metazoa; Arthropoda; Malacostraca; Decapoda; Penaeidae
Exons: 5
Coding region: 1-1161 (386 amino acids)
Source: RefSeq, a predicted model, not a curated record